CACCAACAUCCCAUUUAUUUAGUACCACAAGCACAAAAAAGGCACAACGGCAAGCAUGAGCACGGACCUGACUGUUCUUCCCGACGACAACACAGAGUACGGCACGCAGGAGUACUGGCAAAAGCGGUACGCCCAGGAGCCCGACGAGUCGUUCGACUGGUUCAAGACGUACAAGGACCUGCAGCCGCUGUUCGACAAGCAUAUCCCCGAGCGCUCGAGCAAGAUCGUCAUGCUCGGAUGCGGGAACUCGACGCUCUCCGGCGACAUGUACGACGCCGGCUAUGAGAACAUUGUCAACGUCGACUACAGCGACAUCGUGAUUGGGCAGAUGCGGGAGCGCACAUCGCACCAGCCGAAGAUGACGUGGGAGGUGAUGGAUGUGACGGACCUGGAGCUCGACAGCGGCUCGGUUGAUGUGGCACUGGACAAGGGCACACUGGACGCGCUCAUGUGCGAGAAGGGCGAUGUGUGGGAGCCGUCGCAGGAGCUGUGCGAGCGAGUGAGGGGCGAGGUCGACGAGGUGGUGCGAGUGCUGGCGUCCGGCGGCAAAUUCAUCUGGAUCACGUUCGGGCAGCCGCAUUUCCGCAAGCGGCACCUGGUGCGUGACUGCUGGGACGUGCAGGUCGAGACGCUGAACGACGGCGGAUUCGACUACUUUGUGUAUGUGUGCUCGAAGCGGAUGCAAUGAGUGCAUCCCGCCGCGCGCUGUCCUGUUUGUGGUGCGCUCGUUUAGGGGACACAGCAGUGAUUUUUCCCGCCUAGGUGAAACAUUAGAUUUUUUUUAAAAAAAAAAACUAUCAAGCAGAGGAACACAAUCUCCCCCCUUUUCCCUACAAAAGCAAAAAUCACUAGGGCACUUCUUUUGUGCAGAGCAGUUUUAUAGCCGAGGGCUGGCUGAGCAGCUGUUUUUGUCCAGCUCCACACCCAGCCUUAGACGGCAACUUUAUUUUUUCCUUUCUUCAGUCCGUCCCUCUUUCCGUUUCGCUGUCCUCGCCCUAGUGCUUCUGUUUUCCUUCCUCUGUUCCUCUGUUCCUCUGUACUAUUUUCUUCCCCUCUAUUUCCCCGUCUUUCUUCACAAAUGACCAUUCAGCACCUGUUUGUCCCGCGGAAUCGGCUGGUGUCGUUCAACGUGCGAGUGCGUAUCGACGAUG
Molecule: messenger RNA, 1151 nt
Organism: Linderina pennispora
Lineage: Eukaryota; Fungi; Kickxellomycota; Kickxellomycetes; Kickxellales; Kickxellaceae
Product: S-adenosyl-L-methionine-dependent methyltransferase
Exons: 1
Coding region: 56-688 (210 amino acids)
Source: RefSeq, a predicted model, not a curated record